This is a messenger RNA of Naegleria lovaniensis, 3813 nucleotides long. RefSeq lists its product as uncharacterized. Lineage: Eukaryota; Heterolobosea; Eutetramitea; Acrasida; Naegleriidae. Bases 1 to 3813 code for a protein of 1270 amino acids. Gene Ontology annotation, cellular component: mRNA cleavage and polyadenylation specificity factor complex. The record is from RefSeq and is a predicted model, not a curated record. The transcript has 2 exons.
AUGCUAGCGUUGAACCAAACAUCCUCUUCAGGGAUGGGACAACGAAAUAAAUUGGGUGGGGCAUCGGGUGGUGUUGGUGGAAGAAGAGGUAACAUCUCCGGAUCCACAUCAUUUGCAUCAGGAGGCUCUCAACAUGCCGCUAGCAGAUCACACCAUCAAAAGCUAUUACAAUUGAUCGAAUUUAUUAAAUUGGAAACAAACAAAGACAAACUAAAUCACUAUUUGUCUCAAGUGGAGGAAAUCCUAGCAAAUAAUGCCGACAGUGAUGAAAGUAGCAAUCUAGUCAACGAAUUCUUAACCAAAAUCCUUCAACUUCAGCACAAGCACAAGCUAGAGCUUCAACUUUUCCACGCUUUACUAAUAGAAAAAGUUAUGAACAAUGUUCCCUAUAUUUCUCUCGACAAUGCCAAAACAAGCGCAGAAACAUUAUCUCUUAUUUUAGUUUCAGCAGAAAAUACUAAUCUUUUGAAACGUAUUAUUACAAGCUGUAUUGCAUUGGUGAGAAAAACGAUUGAAUUGAUUGCUCUUAAUCACGACACUCAAAACAAGCACAUUACUAUUUUGUACAGCCAUAUGAAUUUAUUAAUCAAAAGAAUUUUGAAAUUUUUAGAGGAUGACAAUGAGGGUGUUCAAUCUCACGCAGUACAUUUUGCAGAGCAUUUAAUUUUAAUGUAUAGCAGCAUGUUUAGGAACGUAGAUGUUGAAGAGGAUGUGAUCAUGAGCUAUUUAUCUUAUCUACAGUUAUCAGGUAAUACAUAUCAAGUGAAACAAAUCGAGCGGUAUCCCAUUGAUUUAGCCUUCGUCUUACGGUAUAGUGAAGGACGAGCAAGUUUAUUGAACGUUGAAGAAAUGAGAAAUCAAGGCGCAGAUCUGUUGAACAAGAUUGUACAAAAGUGUGCUAAAGGAGAAAUACCUGCCUCUGUAAUGUCUGUAAUUAUCCAAUCUUUGCUGAACAUUGCGAAACAAAGACCUGACUUUUGGAAAGUAAUAAUUCCAUUCCUCUGUCAAAACGCAAAAUACAGCAUUGAAAACAAUUACCGAAUUUCUAACAGCCAAAAAUCGGCAUUGAAAUGUAUUUUGAAAACAGUAAUGUUGUUUUUAUUGAGAAUGCCAGAAACCAAGCUAUUCAGAGACACCAUAGUGAAUGGUCUAAUAAGUGUAGGAGUCAACAAAGAUACUUAUAACAUGAUUAUUAGAUUUGUUGAGAAACACACUGCUGUGCUAAAAAGAAAGCAAGAUGAAGCUCAGACUACUGUUCCAGAAAGAGACAACAAGAUGAGAAAAACCGAAGUAGAGCCAAGCAAUCAAAGCGCAAUGCAAAUUACGGGACAACCCAAACAAGAAGAGGCAACAGCAAUUUUAUAUAUUGGUUAUAUUCCACGGCCUCUGACUAACAUCGCUUUAGCAGAUGAAGUUCUCAAAAAUUUAUCUUCUAUAACUGGAAGUAGUAAUGCCAAUCGUCAGUCAAGAACAUUGGAAAGUAGUAGUCAAUUGGUAAACACAAUUCUUUCCACUUUAUCUACCCACUACUACAAACGAGGUACAAACACUUACACUUCAGAGCAGCAACAACAAUACAUGAGCUCUGUCCAAUCAUUCUUGGCCGAACCAAUACCAUCUUUCAACUCAAGCAUGGUGACUGUUUCAAUAUUGGGACAAGCUCAAGGUCCCUAUCAACAACCUAGACCAAGUCCAUAUGCCGUGCAGACACCGUAUGGAAGACAAGCAAGACCAAGUCCCUACAGUAAAAGCGUACAACAACCAGCCACAACACAAAAAGUGGAUCCAAGACUUGCUCAAGUACGAGAUCCUCGCCAACAAUUGCAAAGUACCUAUGUACCUGAUAAGAGCAAAGCAUUUAGCACAGAAAAGAAACUGCCCGCAAAAGCUGUAACUACUGCCGAAGAUUCUGAUGAAGAAGUGGAUACUUUCAAACCAACAGAAGCUGUCCAAGAUAAGAUUGCAGAACCUGUGAUUGAGGAAGAAAUGAAAGAGAAUCUUUCCAAGCAAUUUAAACUUAAAUUAUCAAUUAUUGACGACAACGUAAAAACUCAAUUGAAGCAAUUUAAUUGGAAUAAGAUGCUAUUGAGUGAAAAGAGUAUGAAAAGAGAAGGUAAAGAUCACUACCGUGUGAAAUUGAUUUGUAUGAUGGCUUCAAAGAGUGAAGAAACAGCAGAUCAAUACCAACAAUUACUCAAGUUUAUAAAAGAAGAUACCAAGGGAAGAUUUGGACUCCUCUUGAUGUGGCUCUAUAUGGAAUACAAGAACGUAGUCUAUGCAGGAUACAAUGUGAAAACAGAAGAGGGUGAAGAACCUGACAAUAGAUAUACCAGACUGUUCCAUCAUAUGUUGCAACACAUCGAAAAAAGCGAAUCUACAUUAUCCAAACUGGUUGUGCAAUGUCCUCACAUUACUGUACAUGCCAUUGAAUAUUUGUGCAAAGACCUAUGUGAAACUGAUAACUAUAUUAGCUACGGUCUUAUGGCUCUCAGAGAUAUUACUAUUUUCAGACAACCUUUAAAACAAAAAUGUUUAGAUUUACUGCUGAACUAUUCAGUUCAUGAAAACUCAAAAAUUAGAACUGCUUCUAUCCAAAUUUUGCGUGAUAGAACGUUCUAUAAACUUUUCGAAACAGAGAUUAACACAUUUGCGUACACCAACAUCAAGAACUUGAAAAACUUGCUGGUCAAAGAAGAAAUUAAAUCUGAAGAAAUGGUGGACGAAGAUCAAGAAAUGGAAGAUAUUGGUAAUGUGAACCAAGACACAAUCAAGAGAUAUAGCUCACUGUACCUUUCGUUGAGCACUAGUUAUUGUGAAUCCAUGUUUAAUCAAUUAAUUGGAGAUGUUUAUGUUGAAUUUAAACAGUUAGAAGGGCCACAUCAUGAUGCUGUGGUUAGUCUAUUAGAGAAGGAUAUUUUGAGCACAGUAAAACUAAGCUCAAACAGACCAACUGUCAUUGAAUAUCUGAACCAUUUUGAUGAAAAACACUGUUUAGAUAUCAGCAUUAAGAUUAUUCAGCAGUUAUCUCUUCAAGCGCAAGGAAUUGACGAAGCUCUUUGUAAAGUAUUGAUACAUACCUUCUUUGAUAGAAAUAUUAAGGAUCCCAGAUUGGUGCUACCAAUUAUGCUUUCACUUUCAAAGGAGCAAGUUAAAGAAGCUUUACCUGUAGUGGUGAAAUCAAUCAAUGACAUUGAACUCUUGAAGAAAUGUGUGUUGGAUUUACUUAACGCCAAUCCAAAGGGUGAAAAAACAGACAAGGCAACUCCUGAUGAAAUUCUAGUCGUUUUACAUGAAAUUGAUGCCAAUAAUGAAACUCAAUCGUUAGCAUUCAAUAAUGCUAGAACUCUGUUAGAUUUGUGUUUGAAUGGUGAUGGAAAGAAGCAGUUCACCAAACACAUUCUCAUGACUGCCCUACAACAACUUGCCGACAUGCCAACUCUUCCAAAGUUAAUUAUGAGGACAGUUAUUCAGUCUCUAAACUUGCACAACGAUUUGUCUCAAUUCAUUAUCAAGUUUAUUUUCACAACCCUCAUUAAUAGAAAGGCAUAUGAGAGCAGGAAUAUUUUGACAGGAAUGUCAAAAUGUCUCUCAGAAAAACUUAAUUUAUUCCCUGUAAAGAAGGUGUCCGAGUUACUUGCAGAUCUAGGAGAAAAAAGUGAACAGGCUUUGAUGACUGUUUUACAGAACCAAAAUCUAAGGGAAACAUUUAAGGAAUGGCUCACAAUUCAACAACAUCCUAAACGGUCUCGUUAUUUCCAACUUAUUGACACCCUUAGCAACAAUCAACAAGCAAAUGCAUCCGAAACUAAAUAA